Molecule: messenger RNA, 949 nt
Organism: Lottia gigantea (owl limpet)
Lineage: Eukaryota; Metazoa; Mollusca; Gastropoda; Lottiidae
Exons: 7
Coding region: 1-774 (257 amino acids)
Source: RefSeq, a predicted model, not a curated record
AUGAACUUGACAAGCCAGUUUAACAUAACUACCAUCACCAGUUUGCCUGGGGCGGAUGAUGAGACAAGUUUAUUUGAUACUGAAGUCACCACAGCUGAAUUAGUGGUAAUUGGUGCCGGUAUUACCGUAGCCAUUUUGGCCGUGGGAGCCAUCUUGCUACGUAUGAUCAUGCCAUUGGUCAGAGAAUCGUACAAAAAGAAGCGGAUGCUGAAAGAUGGUAUUAAAGUGGAGAAAAACAAGAAUUUAUUGGCACCAGGAACACCAUCAUCUAUGAUGUCCCGAUCAUCUCGAACUUCCAGUCGUAAUGGUGAAUGGUCGGAUAGCGGAAGUGACAGAACAAAGACUACUUUUGCUUCAGAUUCUGGAAACUACGUUCCUAGAAACUCAUCUUACGGAAAUAUUCGACCACAUAAAAUUGCCUAUCCGAUGUACCUUCCAAAUCCACAGAAUAACCCUAAAACAGAAAAUAACCCAGAAGCCGACAAACUGAAUGAUGAUCUGAUAUCUGUUAUCUCGUCCAAUUCGUUAGAACCAGCUAAUUUCGGAGAAGCAUACAGGCAGAACUGGGACCAGACAUUCGACCCAUUUGCACACAACGAUGAAAGUUUAAGCUACGUAGCCCAUGCUUCAGAAAACAGAAGUAUGCCAGAUAAACAGAAAAGUAGUGAAUGGUAUUCUCAUGAACCACCAAUGAGACGCGAUUGGGAAAGAAGUCAACAAGAAGGUCAAGUCUACAGACAUGAUAUUCAGCCAACUAAACUGACACGACUGUGAAAUUGGAUGUGAUUUCUAUUUCGUUAUCGGAACAAUCUGGAAAUACAUGAAAAUAUGUUCAUAGAUGCACAACAAAUACUGUAGCACAAGCCUUAAACAGCACAGUAGAGUCACUGGAGCGACCAGUAAUAUCUGCAUACGCCAGAAAAAGGAAAUGGACCAAGACGGCUUCAGU